Ambispora leptoticha is the source of this 633-nucleotide messenger RNA. The record is from the annotation of a GenBank genome assembly. Lineage: Eukaryota; Fungi; Glomeromycota; Glomeromycetes; Archaeosporales; Ambisporaceae.
AUGUUAAAAAAUAUUCUAAGGUUAUAUAAUCGUGCGCUCGUUCGUCAACCUAUCUUGACACAAGCUUUCAUGACAGGUGUCUUAUUCGGAACCGGUGAUUUGAUAGCGCAAAAUAUUGAAGAAAAAGAAAAUGAUAAUUAUACUUUCAAAAGAACUGCGAGGAUGGUGAUAUUUGGAACUAUAAUUGCGGGACCAAUGCUUGCGAACUGGUAUAGAUUUCUCGAUAAAUAUGUGACAAUAAAUAAUCCAGUAAAAGCGCUGCUUGUCCGAGUUGCGUUAGAUCAAACGUUUUUCGCGCCUUGUUUCAUAGCCACCUUUUUCAGCGUGCAAGGUGUGAUGGAAGGGUUAUCUCGUCAGGAGAUCAAACAAAAGUUAGAAACGGUAUUUUGUUUUGACAAUCCACCUCUUUUGAUUUUAUCAUCAUUCAACAACAUAUUAACUCGGUAUAACACCUUCAAGGCAUAUCCAAAUGCGCUUCUAAACAACUAUAAAAUCUGGCCGGCCGUGCAGCUAAUAAAUUUUCGUAUUGUGCCGUUACAACACCGAACAAUGGUUACCAAUAUGGUGGCCCUCGGAUGGAACACAUAUUUAUCAAUAGAAAAUCGCAGAGCUCAAAACCAUAUCUCACUGUAA